Messenger RNA from Aphis gossypii (cotton aphid), 3371 nucleotides. Its product is annotated as scoloptoxin SSD14-like. Gene Ontology annotation, cellular component: plasma membrane. Lineage: Eukaryota; Metazoa; Arthropoda; Insecta; Hemiptera; Aphididae. Gene Ontology annotation, molecular function: glutathione gamma-glutamate hydrolase. Bases 155 to 1909 code for a protein of 584 amino acids. The record is from RefSeq and is a predicted model, not a curated record. The transcript is spliced from 18 exons. Gene Ontology annotation, biological process: glutathione catabolic process.
GCUUUUACCUAGGUAAAAAAUAAACAUAUUUUAUUUUAUUUUUUAACCAUUUUUAAAAGUUGACUAAACUUUUAUUUUCUUUUGUCAAACUAUCUGCGGAGUUAAUUAAAUAAAGUCAAGAAUUUAUAUAUCAAAGCGCAUAAAUAUUUUUAAAAUGCCAACUUACGAAGAAGAGACUUGUUUUUCGGGAAUCAUGAUAUUAAUUGCUGUGGUUUCAAUACUAAUUGUAUACACACAAAAUGCACCCGUCAGCGAAAUUCCAGACCCAGACUUUGCGUUGCCACUGUCGAGUAUGCCAAUGGGGUCUUACAGCAACGUUGGCGUUGUAUCUAACGGUGGACCAUGUGCACAGAUCGGAGUGGAUGUGAUUGCCAGAGGUGGAAAUGUCGUGGAUGCUGCAAUAGCAACAAUGUUAUGUGAUGGUGUUGUAUGUCCUGAGUACAUGGGUAUUGGUGGAGGAUUUUUAAUGAGCAUUUACAACGCAAAAACCAAAAAAGUUAUGACAAUCAAUGCACGAGAAACUGCACCGGCUGCAGCAACUGCUGAAAUGUUUGUAAAUGAUCCAAAAAAAUCAAUAUUUGGUGGCUUGGCAGUCGCUGUUCCUGGAGAACUCAAAGGCUAUUCGAAGAUUUUUAGCUUGUAUGGUAGUGGCAAAGUUUCGUGGAAAUCUUUGUUUCAGCCAACUAUUAUGUUAUGUGAAAAUGGAAUAAAGAUCAGUGAUCGUCUAGAGACAAACUUGAAAAAUCACGAAGAAUUAAUAAAGAAUGAUCCAUUUCUCAGACAAGCAUUUUUGGAUAAAAAUACUGGACAUGUUAAAAAAGCUGGAGAAAAAUACAGAUUACCAAAAUUAGCAGAGACGAUGAAAAUCAUAUCAGUUGAAGGUGCCAAAGCCAUAUACAACGGGUCGUUAACAUUUCAAUUAGUGGAAGAUAUAAAAAAAGUCAACGGUAUUAUAACCGUAGAAGACCUGGCCAAUUAUGAGGUAGAAGUUGAAGAAUCUUUUUCCGUACAUUUAAAAAGUGGAAAUACAAUACACCUGGGGCCACCACCUAGUUCUGGUGUAAUAUUAGCCUACAUACUUCGAAUUUUAGACGGAAUAUUACCAGCCCCCAAUCCUGGAUUAGAUGCACAUCGAUUUAUAGAGGCUUUCAAAUUUGGAUUCGGCGAAAGAACGCGUUUAGGUGAUCAUAAGUUCGUAAAUGUGUCCAAAAUUUAUGAUAAAAUAACAUCAGACAGUUAUAUUGAUAGUAUUCGGAAUAAAAUAUUCGAUACAUUCACUUCGAUGGACUCUAAGUACUAUGGAGCUGACUUUGAUAUGUCAGAGAAUCAUGGGACUGCUAACAUUGUUGUAACCGAUUCGUUGGGAAACACUGUCGUGGGAACCAGCACUUUAAAUACAUACUUUGGUAGUGGUUUUGUGUCUCCAAGCACUGGUAUAAAUUUAAACAACGAAAUGGACGAUUUUUCUACUCCCAAAGUCAUUAACUAUUAUGGUAUUCCAUCCUCGCCUGCAAAUUUCAUUGCACCGGGCAAACGACCAAUGUCAUCGAUGUGCCCAACAAUAAUCACCGAUAAGGAUGGAGAUUUUGUCCUCGGGGCUGGAGCAGCAGGUGGAUCAAAGAUCACGCUUGCAACUGCCUACGUGAUUGCCCUUAAACUAUGGUACAAUAUGACAUUGAAAGAAGUGAUAGACAAACCUAGAAUUUACCACCAACUUAUGCCUAUGGUUGUUCAAUAUGAAUACGGAACGCCAAAGUCCGUCGUACAAACACUUGAGGAUAUUGGACAUCCAGUAAGUAGAUUGAAGAAUACCAUAGGUUCAGCAGCAACAGCAAUUGCAAAAUCCUCCUCAGGAAUGAUCGAAACAAUGCCAGAUUGGAGGCGGCCAGGAAAUUCGUCCGGAUACUAACACGAUAUUAUACCUACCUAGCCAGUAGCCUUCUUUGAUUAAGUUUCAAUUGGCGAGGAUGGAAUACCAUAAUAGUUAAUGACUUUGGGAGUAGAAAAAUCGUCCAUUUCGUUGUUUAAAUUUAUACCAGUGCUUGGAGACACAAAACCACUACCAAAGCUAAAAUUAAAAUUCAGUGAUUAUAAUAUUUGAUUUACCAAUAUGCUUAGAAGAAAAAGUAAUGUAGUGGUUCAAAUAAAGAUUUCCGUGAAACUUUGAGUUCUCCAGGAACAGCGACCACCAAGCCACCUGAUGAAUACUUCAAAUAAGUAUAAAUUCAAAAUUGUUGGACGAUACUAUUAGUUUUUCAUGAAGCUAUUAUAAACGUUUUCUGCAGCCGGUGAAGUUUCUCGUGCGUUUAUUGUCAUAAUUUUUUUUGAUUUUUGCAUUGUAAAUGCUUAUUGAGAUCCAUUCAAAAACACCAUCACAUAAUAUUGAUGCAAUUGUAGCAUCCAUGGCAUUUCCUCCUCUGACCAUCACAUCCCUUCUGAAAAACGAUCGAAGUAUUAAAAUUGUCAAUAUUAAAAGCAAAAAUAUUAAUCGGAGAACCAUACAUUUUAUUUUUAAGAAAAAAUAACAAAAUCAAUUUAUCUUAUUGGUGAUUGGUCCACUCAUUAAGUUGUGGGAAGUCGUCCGAAAAUGAUGAAGACUCGGGACAAAAGGUUGACGUGUAAAAUGUAUUACCUGCAACAUCAAAUUUUCAAAAAUUAUCACUAAAUAGCUUCACUGGACGGCGUAUCUAUGUCCGACAGACUCCAAAAGUAUUUACGAACUUUGAUAAUAAAUAAAACGGCUUGUCGUGUACGUAAUAAUAUAUUAUUAAUAAUAACAAACGAUGACAAACUGCGGUGUCGUCGUGCGAAUGCUUUCGGAUCGUCAGUCAAAUAAAAAUUAUAUUGCUGCACAAAUAUUAUACACGAUGUACAUACAAACGUCUUGGAGUCUUUUGUACACUAACCCACGAGAAAUUCAUCACCCUCAAACUCCCCUCAAAAAGUCAAAAUGAGAAAUCGACAAUACUUGCUGUUAACGGACGACUGUAUAAUUGUAAUACAUCGAACACAUGGCGACCGUAUUCGGUAUAAGCUAUUACUAUCUCAUCCCUUCGGUUUUCGUUUCUAAUCGAGAAAAUGCAUCUUAAGAUCUUAAAUAGAAGUAGGUCAACCGACACAAAAAAAAACAACAACAAAUUAAAGGUCGAGAGUAUUAAAUGGAUGACGGUCAAUGGAGAAUAUAUGAAAUAAAAAUCUUUUCAUAAAAUACAUCAGAAAAAACAAAUCUAUAAAUAGCUAGUUUUUUAUGCUCCUCUUUUAUAUCUCGGUAAUAUAGUUCAAAGAGAUUUGAUUUUUAUUAAUUUACAAUAAACGACUGGAUAGUCGUACUUUACAGAAUAUAUGCUUAUUGCUUAGAUAUUUUGGCUAGA